Phlebotomus papatasi is the source of this 1085-nucleotide messenger RNA. RefSeq names its product ras-related and estrogen-regulated growth inhibitor. The transcript has 5 exons. The coding region runs from base 301 to 939 and encodes 212 amino acids. The record is from RefSeq and is a predicted model, not a curated record. NCBI's taxonomy places the organism in Eukaryota, Metazoa, Arthropoda, Insecta, Diptera, Psychodidae. Gene Ontology annotation, molecular function: GTPase activity; GTP binding.
AAACUGAGGCACUUUUAACACAAGCGCAUUAUCGACGACCAUGUGUAUUUAAAUAAAUAUUGUGAAAAGUGUUUUGGGAAAAUUUUUCGGCUAUGUCUAAAAUUACCCGUAUUUCCUCGCGUCAGAGUCCAUUUGGCGGGCGUGCGAAGUGGACUGUCUCCUGCGUGAUGUGAGAGUGUUGUGUCGUUCCCUUUGCCACUCGAGUGCCUCCGGUGUCAAGCACUUUCACCUUUUUUUUUUGGUGCCCCUCGGGAGGAAAGGGGCUUCCUGUGUGUGACACUCUUUUGUGAUAUUGUGACGAUGACAUCGCGUGGAAUAAGGAGGAAGAAAUCAUCGCUCUCAGAGGUGAAAAUAGCAGUUAUUGGGGCCCAUGGGGUGGGAAAAAGUGCCUUGACGGUGCGAUUUUUAACAAAACGAUACAUCGGUGAAUAUGAUCAUCAUUCUGAAAAUCGCUACCGUCACGAAGCUGUGGUUGACAAUGAACCUGUGCUAUUUGAAAUUUUGGACACCUGCCCCAAGGCUGAUGAGGAUGAGGAACAGCCGACGACAAACCAGACUGAGGCUGUUCAGUGGGCAGACGGAUUGCUGCUCGUGUACUCAAUCACAGACCGUCGAUCCUUCAACUACAUUCGUCGGACGAGAGGGAAUCUGCAGCAGGAGACACCGCCUGUGGUUCUCGUUGGGAAUAAGGUUGACAUGAUCCAUGGGCGGCAGGUGAGUACGGAAGAAGGAGAGAUACUUGCCAAGGAUUUCGAGUGCAAGUUCUCCGAAGUGUCCGCGGCGGAGCAUGUUGGUCAGGUGGCUGAUACCUUCCAUGAGUUGUGCCGGGAAGUCCUGGCGGCCAGGAGGAAGAGCAAGCAGAGUCUUCUAGACAGAAUGCUAGGUGGAACGCGAGUUUACAGUCGCGGUAAGAGUGACAGUGCCCUGCCCAAAGACUGACCCAUCCCACAUGUCUCAGGAACAUUUCCAUCAACCAGCCAGCAUCCUUCGAAUUCGCUCAUGCGAAAAAGUGUAUAAAAACUUUGAGAAUCUCAACAGCAAUAUUUAUCCCACAAUGAUGUGACAAUAAUAGCAAUACAAUUGUC